CGCGCGACAGCACCACGCACGCACUUCGAUUCGACUCCGCUCCUCCGUUCUGCCCAGGCAAUUGAUCGCCCAAGAUGGCUAAGAACUUGAAGACCACGGUCUUCUCGAAAUAUACUGUUCAGCCUACCGGGAUAUAUGCAGCUAUCAACAGGCUCUUCGCGAUCGACCCCAAGCGUUCCACGGGUAUCCCAAUGAACCCGCAGUUCCGUAACCCACCUCCCGGCGCAAACGAUCCCAUGGCCUACGACGAUCCCGUAACUGUUCCUGCUGCCGAUAUCGCCGAGAACCCGUACUGGAAGCGCGAUGUGCGACGACGUUACCCUAGGCUCUCGACCGUCACCCAGGCCGAUGCGGUUGCAUUGCUCGAAGUUGGAAGCGCAGCAGCGCCCAAGCAGGAAUUGAUUGGCGAGGCGGGCUCCAAGUCUCUGAUUGCUGCCCAAGAACAGGGUGCGAAAGGACUCGCUGUUGCAUUUGAGAAGAACAGUGGGCUUGCAAAGGAUGUACUAGGUCCUGGUGGCAUGCCUCCGCUUCCCAGCGGCCUGCACAACACCGGCGUUUCGGGACACAAGCGAUAUGAUUUGGAGCAGGACCAGUCAUACGGUGAUGGGUACCCGUGCCGGACAUUUGCUUAGGUUGAAUCGAGCUUCUGGUAAUGACACCCAAGAUAGAUACAUUGUACACAUGAAGGCCUUUCUUCCUCCAUUUAUUUCAUAUUUCCAUCAUCUCUUCAAGUUCCACGUAGGAAGUGCUCUUCACCUGUGC
Molecule: messenger RNA, 762 nt
Organism: Bipolaris sorokiniana ND90Pr
Lineage: Eukaryota; Fungi; Ascomycota; Dothideomycetes; Pleosporales; Pleosporaceae
Exons: 3
Coding region: 75-632 (185 amino acids)
Source: RefSeq, a predicted model, not a curated record